AUGAACCAUGGCCAUGAAAUCGUAAUUAUUGAUAAUUUAUCCAAUUCGGAUUGGCAUGCCCUAGACGCCAUUCAAGAAAUAACUCAAAAAAAGGCGGCGUUUGUGGCCUUGGAUUUAACCGACAAACAGGCUUUAACCGAUUUUUUUAAAACCCGUUCUUUUGGUGGCACCAUUCAUUUUGCAGCGUUUAAAGCCGUUGGCGAGAGCAUGAAAUGCCCCAUGGCUUAUUACCGAAACAAUGUAUUGGGCAUGAUGAAUUUAUUGGAAUUUGGCGAUCAAUUGGGCUCAUUUAUUUUUAGUUCGUCUUGCACCGUCUAUGGAUUGCCCGACGCUUUGCCCAUUGAUGAAACAGCCCCACUUAAACCCUCCGAAUCGCCUUAUGGUGAAACCAAACGCAUGGGCGAAGCCAUGCUUAAAGACUGGGCAGUAUUGGAGGGGCAUCGGGCCAUUGCCCUAAGGUAUUUUAAUCCCGUGGGGGCUCAUCCAUCGGGUUUAAUUGGUGAAAAGCCUGUGGGCGUUCCCGGGAAUUUAUUGCCCUAUUUAACCCAAACGGCGGCGGGCAUUCGAGAAUCUCUGCGGGUGUUUGGCCAAGACUACGACACCCGCGAUGGCACUUGCAUUCGAGAUUAUAUUGAU
Molecule: messenger RNA, 636 nt
Organism: Notodromas monacha
Lineage: Eukaryota; Metazoa; Arthropoda; Ostracoda; Podocopida; Cyprididae
Source: the annotation of a GenBank genome assembly